AGUUACUUUUUAAUUAAAAGUUGCUAAAAGGUAAUACGAUUUAACGCUUAGGAUUAGAUUAUCGCAAAAAGCUUUUCCCUAGUCUUGCGAAAAUAAAUCUUGUUAAACAUUUUUAGUAUUAAACAUUAAGAAGCACAGUAAAAGCCAAUUAAGUUGUGUCCUAUUUGUCGUGGUCAGUUUUGUUCGACAUAUUUAAAAACAUGUUUAAUCGUUGGCGUUACUCACGAAGGGUUCAUGGCUAAACUGAGGUGAAAUGUCCUUUCCAAAUACACACCUAUAUAUGCAUGUACAAAGUAACAAGUCAAGUACCUACAAACUAUUCCGUAAGUCAUAAAUAUUUUGCGAUUUCGCAAUGGCCAGCACAUAAUAGUUAAACUUUUCACGGCAAGGUGUGUAUAAGUGCGAUAUCAGUAUCAAUAAAAUAAUUCAUAAUGUACAAGGCAAUCUAAUGCAUAUGUCAAACAUGUAAUUUCUGAAAGCGACCUUUAAAAAAAUUAGAAAGUUCUCAAAUUAAAAACAAUUGCAAGAGUAUUUUUAAAUAGCACAAAAUAAAACCGAAAACUUUAUUAUCAAACGAUAGCUUAAUUAAUUCAAAUAACUUAUUUCGAUCAAUAAAUCUUCACCUACUUACACUUAAAUAUUUUCUGUUUUACGAUAAUGAUUAGCUGUUAAUUAAUUUUUAGCAUCAUUGAAAAAUAAUUACUGCAUCCAUAAAUCCCAAAAAGGUUUAACAAAAAUCAUACUUAAUAACUAAUCUUGAGCGUCUACAUUGUUCAACAACACUUUUGUGCAAAGAAAAACAAAAAGAAUAUUAAAAAAAAAGCGCGUUAAAUAAAAAAAGACUGCAUGCAAAACAAAAAACUAAAAACAAUGUUGCAACUCUCCCAAUCGAGUGGGCAUUGUUUUAAUGCAGCGUGUCGAUAUUUUUGAACCUAUAUUUAACGCGAAUGCAAUAUUAUACAUACACUUUCUAAAUACUUAAAUAAGAAAUAGAAAAGUGAACACAUUAACUAUUAUAUAAAUAUAUGCUAGAUAUAAAAUGAGGGAAAGGUGAUAAUCAACAAGAUAAUAUUGAUAUAAUAAUAAGCUAAUUUCUCAUAAGUUACCCAAAGAAACACCUUAUAUAUAUUCAUACAUAUAGGUAUGUACUUAUGCAUGUGAUUAACCGAUACGCUACGAAUUAAAUAAUUUAAUUACAUCAAAAUGUAGGUGAAGUACAAGUACUUUGGUAUAAUAAGCGCAAAGAGAAAGAAAUUGCAAUUCGAUUACACAAUACAUUCACAUUUCUACUGUCGCUUAUCGAGUGCAAGUAAUAAAGUAAAAAGCAGGCACUUUAAAGACCACAAAUACUGAAAACAAUUUAUAUGUAAUCAGUUAUUAUUCACGUAGUUUUAGUACGUACCUAUAAUCAUGACAAAAACAAAACAUUUACAAAAUCGAUUGUUUUUUAUUUUAAGAGACUAAAUCUAAAGAAAAACCUUUAAAAACAAUAUUACAACUUCUUCAAGAUUCUCUUAAUAUGUAAUAUUGUGUUAUAUGAAGUAUUACCUUGAAAAUUAUCUUGGCACAGGGUGCUUUAAAAAUGCACCAUUUUCGCGUAUAUUAAAAGUUAUUAAUUCCGAGUCGUAAAUAUUUCACUUUCUUCGUCACGGUUACACGGUAAAAACUGAGUCUCGUCUGAUAAACAAAUAAAUGCCCUUUAAAUGAUUUAGAGGACAAUUCGGGUGUAAUGUUGGAACAAAAAACAUUUACCUACUACAAAAUAAGCUAGGAUGAUUUUCAUCUGUUAUUUAUUUGUUUCUUGUAAUAGGUAUCAUCUCGCUUUUAAUACGUUUGUAAAAGCUAAAAUAAUUACCUUUUCAAGGUUGUCUUUAUUUAUUUAUUUAUUAUUUAAAGGAGUUUAAAGCUUUCAUACAAAAUAAAAUUAAGUAGAAAAAAUACUGAUUAUUUUUUAUACAAAUUUUGCGUAACAAACGAUCCUAAAAAAAUUCGGCACUUUACAGACAUAACUAAGAAAAGCCUGAAGUCAGUAGUGCUUCAAGGUACUAUUUUUAAUUUUUUAUUGGUCACAAAGUAAUUUCAGACAAUGAAAAUUAUUCGAGUAUAAGAUAACAUAAUUAAUUACGUAUUGACUGCCUUUUUUCUACUUAAUAAUCGAUUGUUUUCACGCCAGCGUUUUUGUUCGUUCGUAUUUCUGAAUGAAACUGUUUUCUUUUUGUUACUGUUGUUACUCCCCCUUUUACCGGCUCCCCAUUGUUAUUUUCGCAAGCUGCAACAAUGAACUUAUAAAGCCCUUUUCGUAUUAAUUUUACCUCCAGUUCGUACAGUUGUACGGUGUAUUUGGCUUAAGAAACUUUCACGCUGUCGUAAAAUGAUAGCCAUCAACGAACUUAGUUUUUUCGUGUCCUGCCUUCUAAGUCAGCUACCGGGACCGCCCGCUAUCUCGUACCAGGACUCCAACUUACAACUGUGGCCUAUCGAUAAGACCAAAUGUAAAUUCAUAGAUCCGGUAAGGGACAUAUCGUUUCAACUGUACACCCCACAUAAUCCCCUUUUCCCGGAAACAAUUAAAAUAGGGGACGACGCUCUUUUAGCCGCUUCCCAUUUCGAUUUUAGUAAACCUACAAUUAUAUAUUUUCACGCGUUUCUAGAGUCGUCCAAUUCCGGUUCAGCUGUUACUGUAAGAAACGCAUUUUUGUUUCGUGGUACCCACAAUGUCAUAACGCCCAACGCGGCUCGAUUAGAAGCCGGACCAUGGUAUUUAACAGCCGCAAAAAAUACCAUGGUCGUGGGGGCCUACACGGCCCAAUUAAUCGACUAUUUAGUUUCCAAAGGUAUGAUCCUGGAGGGUGUCCAUUUGAUUGGACACAGUCUUGGGGCCCAAAUGGCCGGGGUGUGCGGCGCCAACGUUAGAAGCGGUCGAAUUCCACGAAUUACAGGUUUAGAUCCUGCGGGACCUUUAUUUACCUUCGUACCUGAUAGUUUAAGAUUAGAUCCUGGCGACGCGGAAUUUGUGGAUGUAAUCCAUACGGAUGCCGGGGUUUUCGGGUUUCCCCGGUCGAUGGCUCACGCCGAUUUUUGGCCCAACGGGGGCGCAGCAGUUCAACCAGGGUGUCUUCAUAGCGAAAUCAAAACCAGAAGCCCCGAUGCAGUAAUUGAAACAGCUUUCUGCAGCCAUUGGAGGUCUUAUCAGUUUUUUGCAGAAUCCGUACUCAAUCCCCACUCGUUCCUAUCCCAACAGUGUGAUAACUGGAAACAGUUUUUUACGGGACAAUGCACGGGAAUCAUCACUAAUAUGGGUUUAGGGGUUUCCCGCAGGGUAAGGGGGGACUUUUUCCUGCAAACCAGGGACAUGUACCCAUUUUCUAUUAAAUAACGAAUUAUCUAUCGGAGAGAAGAAUAUGCCAAAGUUUUUGUUACUAAUUAAUAAUAAAAUUAAAAAAUAAUAUCUUAAUAUGUGUUUAACGAGGGAAUUGAAACAGUUGAUGAUGUUGUUAGUCUCUGAUAAAUUGAGGACAUGUAAAGAAAACACUGUUAAUUAGUUUA
Agrilus planipennis (emerald ash borer) is the source of this 3546-nucleotide messenger RNA. RefSeq names its product pancreatic lipase-related protein 2-like. Gene Ontology annotation, biological process: lipid metabolic process. The record is from RefSeq and is a predicted model, not a curated record. The transcript is spliced from 7 exons. Bases 2372 to 3376 code for a protein of 334 amino acids. Lineage: Eukaryota; Metazoa; Arthropoda; Insecta; Coleoptera; Buprestidae. Gene Ontology annotation, molecular function: lipase activity.